UAGGUUAAGCGAUAAAUAACCUCUAACGGCCGCCAAAAAACUAACCUACUUCCUUUGUUUUCCGUAACGGCGGGAAAUUUGAAUGGACGCUUCGAUUUCAAAAUGAGCACCUUCGAUGGAGUCGUUCAAGAAAUACCGUUUAUUUCAGUCGAUCGAUUUGAUGUUAAACGUGAACCUAUGCCGAAAAUUUUUUUUCUAACACAUUGCCAUACAGACCACACUAAAGAUAUAUUCGAUUUUACCUUUCAAAAGAAAUUAAUUGAAAAUAAUGCGUUUGUUUAUGCGACCUCUGUUACUAUAGCCGUUUUAAAAAAGGAUUAUAAUCUUUCUUAUAUUUUUUCCCAAUUGAAAGAAAUAGAGGUUGGGAAAACUACCCUCAUUAGUUACAAAGAUGAUGAUGAAAAUGAGCAACAUUUACAAGUUACAGCAAUAACAGCAGGGCAUUGUCCUGGUUCUGUUAUGUUUUUCUUUGAAGGUGAUCAAAACGUUUUAUGUACAGGCGAUUUUCGUAUCGAUCCAUCAGAAUUACAUAAAUUUAAAGUAUUUCAUACUUCAACUGAUCGCAAAAAAACUAUCGAUGCUAUUUAUUUAGAUAGCACAUUUUUCUCUAAAAAAUACCCACAUUUUCCUUCUCGCAAAGAAACCUGCGACGCAUUGUGUAAAACCAUUCAAGAUUGGCUCGAUCAAGCACCCGAUCGAAAAGUCUUUUUAAAAUUUCCCGCAAAAUAUAGUGCGGAAUACUUAUUUAUCGCGUUAGCAAAAAAUUUAAAACAAAUAAUCCAUGUACCAACGUCAAAACGUUUAUAUAGCUUUAUUCCCGAAAUGGAUGAUGUAGUUUCAAGUCAAAAUGAUAUUAAUAACUACAGAAUUCAUACCGGUUUAUACUUUAAUUCGAAAAAUUCUAAUUAUUCAUGUUGUUAUUUCAACGAUAAAAAAUCGAUACUUUUAAUUAUUUUAACGGCUACAAUAUGGGAAAAUUUUUCGUCGAAUAAGAGUCCAGUUAAGAUUUGCGAGAACGAAAAUGUGGAAACGAUUAGAAUCUGUUUAUCGUUUCAUCCAUCAUAUAAAGAAACUAUAGAUUUCUUAAAAUAUUUAAAACCGAAACGAGUCGAAUUAUGUGUUGUACCUGAGAAGGAGGAGGAUAAAGAAGAAAUGGAACAGUUACUUGAUACUGUUUUGAAAGAAAUUUGGAAAGAUACUACAAAUAAAGAGGGAAAUGUAAAAAGAUUUAAGUUUAAAACAUAUGAUUCGUUUGAAUUUAAAGAAGAAAAUGAUGUAUGUGUUAACAACGGUUACACUAAUGUUAAAAAAGAUUUGUUGUCUUCUCCUCCUAGAAAAAAAAAGGAUGUGAAC
Molecule: messenger RNA, 1353 nt
Organism: Onthophagus taurus
Lineage: Eukaryota; Metazoa; Arthropoda; Insecta; Coleoptera; Scarabaeidae
Gene: Snm1
Product: DNA cross-link repair protein snm1
Biological process (GO): interstrand cross-link repair; telomere maintenance; double-strand break repair via nonhomologous end joining
Molecular function (GO): 5'-3' DNA exonuclease activity; damaged DNA binding
Source: RefSeq, a predicted model, not a curated record